Molecule: messenger RNA, 2946 nt
Organism: Penicillium bovifimosum
Lineage: Eukaryota; Fungi; Ascomycota; Eurotiomycetes; Eurotiales; Aspergillaceae
Exons: 2
Coding region: 1-2946 (981 amino acids)
Molecular function (GO): polygalacturonase activity
Source: RefSeq, a predicted model, not a curated record
AUGGCCGUUUUCCAGACUUCGAUCGCGAUCUUUGUCGCCCAUAUCAUCCUAUUGAUCGGUCUGCCGGCUUCAUUGGUCGCAGCUGUGCCUCUUAACAAUCCUGUGACAGCAGUCAACAAUGUGUUGGCCACGACCGAGAAGACAUUGGCCCCAUCAAGCUACUGGGUUUCCAAUGUGGAGCGCCAGGGCACUAUUCCCUUCGCCAAAACCCCCGAUUACAAGAUCUUCCGUAAUGUGAAGGACUAUGGUGCCAAGGGUGAUGGCUCCAGCGACGAUACUGCGGCCAUCAACAAGGCUAUCUCCUCUGGAGGCCGUUGCGGCAAGGGCUGCGACUCAUCCACCACUACUCCUGCCAUCGUGUACUUCCCUCCGGGUACCUACGUUGUCUCCAAGCCCAUCCAGCAAUACUACUACACCCAGAUCGUCGGUGACGCAGCUGAGCUGCCGGUCAUCAAGGCCUCACCCAAGUUCGCAGGUAUGGCAGUUAUUGACUCUGAUCCAUACGAGGACAACGGCGACAACUGGUUCACUAAUCAGAACAACUUUUUCCGCGCCAUUCGCAACCUGGUCAUCGAUCUCACCAGUAUGCCCCCCAGCGUUGGCGCUGGUAUUCACUGGCAGGUUGGCCAGGCCACUAGCUUGCAGAACAUCCGCUUCGAGAUGGUCAAGGGUGGUGGCGAUGCCAACAAGCAGCAGGGUAUCUUUAUGGAUAACGGAUCCGGUGGCUUCAUGUCUGACCUGACCUUCAAUGGCGGUAACUACGGCAUGUUCCUCGGCAACCAACAGUUCACCACACGUAACUUGGUCUUCAACGAUUGCCAAACUGCUAUCUACAUGAACUGGAAUUGGGCUUGGACUUUCAAGUCUGUCAAGAUCAACAACUGUGAGGUUGGCUUGAAUAUGUCUACCUCGCCCUCUAACCAGACUGUUGGCUCUGUCUUGAUGUUGGAUAGCAAACUCACCAAUACUCCAAUCGGCAUUGUCACAGCCUGGACCCAGCAGAGCAUCCCUGUUGGUGGUGGUGACCUCAUCUUGGAUAACGUCGACUUCUCUGGCUCUAAGAUCGCUGUCGCCGGUGUUGACGGUAAAACCAUUCUCGCUGGCGGCUCCGUCGUCGACAACUGGGUACAGGGUAACACUUAUACCCCAUCCAAGACUAUCAACAAGCGGGCUACCGAGGCUGAGCCUGAGGUGGUUACUGUUGUCGAGACAGUUACAGAGACAAUUCUUGCCUGUCCCGUUUCUAAGGGGCUUCCCGGUGGCAGCGCCCUGGGUAGCGAUGUUCCGGCGCCUGCCAAAACUUCAUCCCUCGAGACGGCGCCUGCACCCUCGCCUGCUCCGGGGGCCAGUGAUGAUCGUUCUUCCGCAGCUCCGGUGCCCUCCAAUAGCGGCGACGACAGUGCUCGCUCUGCCUUGCCCCCGGUCCUCACUGAAAUCCCUGGCCUGAACACUAUCCUCUCCAUCAUCGAAGGAGGCUCUAAGAACUCCGAAGUUCCCGAGCCUACCCCUGCUCCCGCUCCAUCUGCUGAGCUUCCUGCAACUUCUGCGGUACCCGUUGAGCCUUCGCCCCCGAGCGCUGUUUCUGUUAACAAGCCCGCUGUUCCUGUCACCGCUACUGCUGCCCGUCCCCACAGCACUGGUAGUGGAUCUGAUACCACCAAGGGCUCGCAAUCUGGUAGCGACAGCAGCGGCUCUGGCACUUGCGGUGCUCACCAAGCUGUCACCUCUGCCCGCACACAGAGCACCAUGAAGACUUCUUCCAAGCCUGCCAGCCUUCUCAAGAACGGCGCUGUCUUCGAACGCUCUAAGCCUUUGUACACCGACGUUGCGGCUUCCUCCUUCAUCAGCGUCAAGUCCGCUGGUGCCAAGGGUGAUGGUACCACCGACGACACCGAGGCUAUCCAGAAGAUAUUCGACAGCUACAAGGAUGGUCAGAUUAUCUACUUCGACCACGGUGCCUAUGUCAUCACCUCCACCAUCAAGGUUCCCAAGGACAUCAAGAUCACUGGUGAGAUCUGGCCCAUGCUCAUGGCUCACGGCCCGAAGUUCAGUGAUCAGGAGAAGCCAGUCCCGCUCUUCCAAGUUGGCCAAAAGGGUGACACCGGCUCCGUCGAGAUGAGCGACCUCAUCAUCACCACCAAGGGUGCCGCCCCCGGCGCCAUUCUCAUGGAAUGGAACGUCGCCGGCACAUCCCAAGGCUCUGCCGGCAUGUGGGAUGUCCACUUCCGCAUCGGCGGGGCCGCCGGCACCGAGCUGCAGAGCGACACCUGCCCCAAGACGCCCAAGGAGAAGACCACCCCCAGGAAGGAAUGCAUGGCCGCCUUCAUGCUGCUGCACGUCACCAAGACCGGCAGCGCCUACCUCGAGAACACCUGGUUCUGGACAGCCGACCACGAGCUCGACCUGAAAGACCACAACCAGAUCAACGUGUACACCGGCCGCGGCGUGCUCAUCGAGUCACAGAACCCCGUCUGGCUGUGGGGUACUUCGUCCGAGCACCACCAGCUCUACAACUACCAGGUGUCCAACGCCAAGAACGUCUUCAUGGGUCUCAUCCAGUCCGAGACUCCAUACUACCAGUCCAACCCGACCUCUCUGACCCCGUACACCCCCCAGGACUCCUGGAACGACCCCACCUUCGCAAACUGUAAGACAAACUCCUGUCGGAAAGCCUGGGGUCUGCGUGUCCUCGGCUCAUCGGAUGUGUACAUCUACGGUGCUGGUCUCUACAGCUUCUUCGAGAACUACGCUCAAUCUUGUCUUCAGUCUGAGGAUUGUCAGGAGAAUAUGGUUGAGGUCGACUGCUCGGAUGUCAAGCUGUACGGUCUUAGCACUAAGGCCGCUGUUAACAUGGUCACUUCUUCUGAUGGGAAGCAGAUGGUUCCUGGGAAACCGAAUAAGAGUAACUACUGCUCCACGAUUGCACUCUUUGAGCAGUCUGCUUGA